AUGACCGUGGUAGAUACAAUAACAACCCCGCCGAUACCCUCCUCUCCUGCUCCUACAGAUAUCAUGGAGAUGUCUCCGCUGCCGCACAAGGCCCCCUUCGGCAUGGCCCUGGAUCUAGAGUCUCCCACGAUGGAGUUGUCUAUGGCAAAGUCCCAGCAGUCCCUGUUUCUGUCUGAUACUUUGCAACAGUCGCCUAUUGAGCCUAGCCGGUCAUCCACGCCGUCAGAACGCCGAAAAGCUCCAAUGCUGAGACCGUCCCUUAUGCGUACCAAGGCCUACAGCGCCUCAAGGACGCCCCUUGCACAGCCACCGCAAUUCAAGUUCCUCGCUGGCGGCAGCAAGCUCUCCACCUCGACCCCAAUCUCGCUGGCAGAGAUUUUCGAAGAUGACCCAGACAGCCCCUCCACGGCUCGGAGCAGUACCAAUGGUCCUCCGGGCCCGCCACGGUCACGAUCGUCCAGAGCACUAGCACAGGUACCAGAGAAUGGCUCUCCAAGCUACGGUGCCAUGAGAAGAGGGUCCAACCCCUUUUCUCGCCCGCGGAAACUCAGCAGACGCUCGCUUAGCAUGUUUGAGCACCCAGAAGAUGUACUCAAGGAUGACAAGGAGGACACCACCAUGCACGCCAGCACCGCUCUCCAGUCUAUCACAGACAUGGAGUCUUCUGCUCCAACUCUGACUCUGCCGCACUUCAUCCCUGACGACCAGCCAGACUGUCUGCCUAGGAUUGAAAAUAGCGUGCUCGUUGACAUCAUCGAUGGGAAAUACAGCGAUCAGUUUGACAAUAUCACCAUAAUAGAUUGUCGGUUCGAAUACGAAUAUGAAGGCGGCCAUAUCAACGGCGCAGUCAACUACAACGACAAGGAGCAGCUUGCAGAAAAACUCUUUACCGAGGGAGAGAUGAAGCAAAAGACCGCUCUCAUCUUUCACUGCGAGUACUCCGCCCACCGUGCUCCAAUCAUGGCCAAAUUCAUUCGUCACCGAGAUCGAGCCGUCAAUAUCGACCAGUACCCUAAACUGACCUUCCCAGAGAUGUAUAUCCUCCACGGUGGAUACAGCGGUUUCUUUGCCGAGCAUAGCUCCCUCUGCUACCCUCAAAACUACGUCGAAAUGGCUGCCAAGGAGCACGAAUUCGCAUGCGAGCGUGGUCUGGGUAAAGUAAAGCAACGGUCAAAGCUCUCCCGAGCUCAGACGUUUGCUUUUGGUCAACAGAACUCGCCAAUGGAAGAUAGUCCGACUGGUCGAUGUCGUGGAGCAUCCGAUCGCAACAUGAACAAUACUUUCGAAAGUCCCCUGGGACGGGGCUUUUCUCCAGGCCGUCUGGCUGAACGACGCAUGUUCUCAUACUAG
Molecule: messenger RNA, 1350 nt
Organism: Trichophyton verrucosum HKI 0517
Lineage: Eukaryota; Fungi; Ascomycota; Eurotiomycetes; Onygenales; Arthrodermataceae
Exons: 3
Coding region: 1-1350 (449 amino acids)
Biological process (GO): protein dephosphorylation; positive regulation of G2/M transition of mitotic cell cycle; G2/M transition of mitotic cell cycle
Cellular component (GO): nucleus; cytoplasm
Molecular function (GO): protein tyrosine phosphatase activity
Source: RefSeq, a predicted model, not a curated record